AUGGCUCUUAUCAUUGCAUGCACUCUUAUCGUCUUAGCCAGCGCAUGGAUUGUGAAACGGCGGUAUCAGGCCGUGAGGCAAUUGCCUUUACCGCCUGGACCUCCUGGACGUUGGCUUUUAGGAAAUACGCUGCCAAAGUCAUAUGCGCCGUUUCAAUUCGCAAAAUGGACAGAAAAAUACGGACCUGUGUUUACACUCAAACAGGGCCCUAGAAUUUUCGUGAUUAUAGGUCGUCACCAGGCUGCGGUGGAUAUCAUGGAAAAAGAGGGAGCAUCUCUCGCCGACCGCCCACGUUCUAUUGCAGCGCAUGAGACCUUAUCUGACGGAUUGAGAAUUCUCCUCGAGGGCAGUGGUGAGAGAUUGCGCCGGCUGCGCAGGGUCUUGCAUGCAGGCUUGCAACCCAAAGUUGCGGAGACCUAUGAGCCCAUUCAGAUCAGGAAUGCGAAGAAUGUGGUCCUGGACAUUUUAAAUGACCCAAAGAACCACCAAAAGCAUGCCAUGCGCUAUGCAGCUUCCGUGGUCAUGACCUUCACCUAUGGUAAAACCACCCCGACUUCGUACAUGGAUCCUGAAGUCAUUUCCGUCAAUAAAUCUCUUGCGCGAUUUGGUCGAGCUGUGAAGCCGGGAACAUACCUUGUGGACACGUAUCCAAUCCUGCGUUUCGUCCCAGGUUACCUGAGCCAGCUGAAGGCAUGGCACCAAGAAGAACUUGCCCUAUUUAACGGACAGUUGGACGUGGUGCGAAGACAGAUGGAUGAGGGAACUGCCAGGCCAUCCUUUGCAAAGUUCAUUUUGGAACACCAGAAACAGUAUCAGCUUGAAGACAAGGAACUGGCAUACGUUGCAGGAGGAAUGUUUGGGGCCGGUUCUGAUACAACUGCGUCUGCAAUCACGAUUAUGAUGAUGGCUGCUACCAUCCAUACGGAUGCACAGGCUCGCGUACAAGAGGAACUUGAUAACGUCGUGGGGUGUUCUCGACUGCCGACAUUUAGUGAUCAGGAAAUGCUGCCGCAGGUUACCGCGUUCAUGCUCGAGAGCCUCAGGUGGAGACCUGUCAGCCUUGGAGGCUUCGCGCAUCGUGCGACCAAGGACAUAAUUUGGAAGAACUACAUCAUUCCUGAGGGCGCGACUGUUGUUGGCAACCAUUGGGCUAUUGCAAACGAUCCUGAGGUUUUCCCAGAACCGCACGAGUUCAACCCUCAACGGUGGAUUGAUGAUACUGGCCAUGUGCGCGAUGAUCUCCGAUUCUUCGCUUAUGGUUUUGGCCGCCGUGUGUGUCCCGGCCAACAUGUUGCAAAUCGGUCUCUCUUCAUCAACACGGCUCUUAUUCUCUGGGCUUUCCGACUUUCUGAGAAUCCUGCAGCGAAGAUCGACACGCUCGCUUUCUCGGAUACUGCGAAUAUACAUGCUGCUCCGUUUGAGAUAUGUUUGGAGAAGAGGAUGGAUGAGAGCGUGAUCAGGGAACUGUGCACAUCUGGGGCAUUUGUGUAG
Messenger RNA from Suillus clintonianus, 1491 nucleotides. RefSeq names its product cytochrome P450. The record is from RefSeq and is a predicted model, not a curated record. Bases 1 to 1491 code for a protein of 496 amino acids. The transcript is spliced from 11 exons. Gene Ontology annotation, molecular function: iron ion binding; oxidoreductase activity, acting on paired donors, with incorporation or reduction of molecular oxygen; heme binding. NCBI's taxonomy places the organism in Eukaryota, Fungi, Basidiomycota, Agaricomycetes, Boletales, Suillaceae.